Mytilinidion resinicola is the source of this 913-nucleotide messenger RNA. RefSeq lists its product as uncharacterized. The record is from RefSeq and is a predicted model, not a curated record. The annotation marks the transcript as partial. Lineage: Eukaryota; Fungi; Ascomycota; Dothideomycetes; Mytilinidiales; Mytilinidiaceae. The transcript has a single exon.
CAGGCACUAAAGUCAAUGGCGUUACUAAUAAUAUGCCUAUUCGAAUGGAAGACUAAAUUACAAAACCAUCGCUGAAGUACUCUGGGUAUUAGUGAUGAAGAUAAGAAAUCGCCGUAUUAGACCGCCAGUGUCUGAAGACCCUCCGUCAUCCUGUGGGCUCCGGAUCUCGAGCGCCCAGGUUGACUGUUACUGCCGAUUGCAGGGCUAUCGUACUGAUAUCAAAAGGGAGUCCAUUUGCUCCCACUGUUGAGGACGAAUCAGCUACUUGCGAAAGGGCGAUUGCCUCGCUAGAGGUGGUCGAAGCUGCUGGAGUCGAAACGGCCUCUGGAGACGAUGCAAGGGCCGACGAGGCGACAGGCAAGCUUUCUGUCGCAAUGGCGGACGAGCUGUCCGCAGACGAGGCGAUACUACUCGAUGCUACCGAAGAGGCGGCUUCUGCCAGGGCGGAACUCGACGAAGGUUCAGCCACCGAGGCUACAGAGGAGCUGAAUCCUACGAGAGAUGUCGAUGCGGCAAUGAUAGUCGAAGUUGAACCUAAUGCUUCAGGGGAAAGCCCGAACCCAGACGACGCUGCUGCGGCGGCGGAGGCCUCGGAGGCCACGGUAGCAACAGUCAAUAGAGUCGACAUAGCUGGGGUUACGGCUGUCAUAGCAGAGUAUGAUGCCACCUGGAACGGUUGCGCAGCGUUGGGUUGUGCAUCAAAGCUUCCCGCUGGGCACAAGCACUGGCACGUGCACAUGCUGUUGUCUGCUGAGAGAACUGUCGAGGGUUGCACCACCGUGACUGACGGUAGUGCUAGAGCGGAGUCCGUGAGGGCCGUUACCGCGGCUGCUGAUUCAACAAGAGACGCAGAUGAUUCCACGGAAGAUGCGAGAACGAAGGGAGCUGUGGCUGCGGCGCUAGCUUGACAGAU